AUGGAUUUCAUCAGCAAAUUCGCCGAAAAGUUGCUCGACAAGGACAAGUCCAGCAGCAGCCAAGAAGGCUAUGGCAACCAGGGCGGAUACGGUGGAGGUGACCAGGGAGGAUACGGUGGACAGCAGCCCGGAGGCUAUGGCGGCGGCUAUCCUCAACCGCAACAACAUUCAGGCCCUCAGACCGGCGAGAGGAGCUGGAACCACCCGGGCCAGGGCGGUGGCUACGGACAGCCGCAGCCUUCUUAUGGUGGCGGUGCGCCGUACGGUGGAGAGCAGUCGUAUGGCCAGCAGCCCUCGUAUGGCUAUGGCGAGUCGCGUCAGGGAGAUUACUAUCAGCAGCAGGAGCCUAAGAAGGAUCACUCUACGGCGAAAAUCGCAGGUGCUGCAGCUUUGGGUGUGGCUGGUGGAGCGUUGGCAGCCUAUGGUAUACAUGAAGCGCAUGAGAGUUGGGAAGACAACAAGGAAGAGAUAAAGCAGAAUGUUGAGGAUUUCCCUGAAAAUGCAGCGGAAUGGACCGGCGAAAAGGUCGGUGAAGUCGAAGCAGGCUGGGAUCGCGCCGAAGAUCGAGUCGAGGACGGCUGGGAUAACACGGUCGAUAAGGUUGAGAACUUCCCUGAAAAUGCUGCUGAGUGGACUGGCGAAAAGGUCGGAGCCGUGGAACAGUUCGGUGAUGAUAUGCACGAUGCAUACGAGCGGGGAGAGGAUGAGGGCCGCGGUGACGACAAUUGGUAG
Aspergillus bombycis is the source of this 732-nucleotide messenger RNA. RefSeq names its product WW domain protein. Bases 1 to 732 code for a protein of 243 amino acids. The record is from RefSeq and is a predicted model, not a curated record. NCBI's taxonomy places the organism in Eukaryota, Fungi, Ascomycota, Eurotiomycetes, Eurotiales, Aspergillaceae. The transcript has 4 exons.